GUCGGUAGGGGACAGUGUGGAACGGUGCUUGUGUUAAACGACACCGAUUGCGUCAUCAAGAUACCUAAUUCUCCUUCCAAAGAAGAUGAGCUUUUUACCGAUUAUCAGAUUCACUACUCAGUAUACAGCGCUCUGGCCCCUCUCACCUCCUUAAACAUCUCUGUCCCUCGGCCUGAAGCAUGGAUCAUGCGCGAGAAUACAACCUGGUUUUCAACCGAUUCUUGCUUCCUUAAAGGGAUUCCGUCUCUUCCAAACUACGGCCUCAUUUCGAAGCGCACCUUGUCCGUACCUCUCUGCUUCCGCGAAGACAUUGUGGACUUAUUAUGCCCCGAAGCAAUCAAAACCAUCAAAACCAAAUUUCUCGCGAGACAUGAAAAUAAGGAUUGCCUGGUUAGAAUCUAUCUAGGUCGCCGCAGUUGCACGUCGCAGAGGGAAGCCGGCAACAUUCGGCUUCGUAACUUUCCACUUCAUGUCAACGAGAUGAAAGGACUCCAGUUACGUCCAGAAUCCUACGCUGUUACCUUGGCACAGACUUUAGCCUUACUCCACUGGAAAGUCGGCAUCGACGCAAACGAUGUAGAAUUUGUUCUUGGAGGCGGUCAUAUAAUCAGUAGUAGUUAUCCAAGCGAACAGGAAGUUCGUGCAGCUACAAAGCAUACAGCAGGAAGGCUACAUGUGCCCAAUCUCAGAAAUCAACAGACAUCAAUGUGGCUGCUGGACUUUAAUCAGUGCCAGCGUUUCGAGUACUAUGCGGAUGGUGAGGCAAGAUGUAAGGAGGUAAUAAAGAAAUUAGUCGAGGGCUUCUGGUUCAAUGAUCCCUACUACCCGCGCCCCAAUGCCACCGACGAGGAAGACAAGAAACUUUGGCAUGUCUUUGCAGAGCAUUAUCUCAAAAUGAGUGCGGAGCUUGUU
This is a messenger RNA of Bipolaris maydis ATCC 48331, 912 nucleotides long. RefSeq names its product zinc finger protein-domain-containing protein. The record is from RefSeq and is a predicted model, not a curated record. NCBI's taxonomy places the organism in Eukaryota, Fungi, Ascomycota, Dothideomycetes, Pleosporales, Pleosporaceae.